AUGGUGUGGGGCGUCGCCUACGCCGCGGGUACGCUGCAAGAUUACCACGAGCACGAUCCUGCCUCGCCCUUCUACGGCAGCAGCGUCACGGCGCUCAGCUCGGUGGGGACGCUGGUCAUCGCCUGCCAGCACCUCGUCCCCCUCCUCACCUACGGCUUUAUAUCGGCGCGCCCUCACCUCGUCAAACCCGUGGCCCUCGCGUGCGUCGUCGCCAGCGCCCUCUGCCUCGUCGUCGCCAGCUUCGCCACCAGCAUCGGCCUCCUCAUCCUCUUCCAGGGCGUCCUGUUCGGCCUGGUCGGCGGCUUCCUCUUCAUUCCCGUCAUCAUGUGGCUGCCUCAGUGGUUCGACCGCCGCCGCGGCCUCGCCACGGGCAUGUUCCUCUGCGGCAGCGGCAUCGGCGGCAUCGUCUUCCCCCUCGUCUUCAACGCCCUCCUCACCCGCACCGGCUUCCGCUGGACCCUAAGGAUCUGGGCACUCCUCCAUCUGGUCCUCGCCGGCGCUGCCGUCUCCCUCAUCCGACCGAGGAUCCAGCCGGCGCGCAGCAAGGGCCCUCUGCGGCUGCGCUGCCUGCUGCCUCCCAGCGUCCGCUUCGUCCUCGACCGCCGCUUCAUCUUCUUCGUCGCCAUCAUCUUCUUCCAGUCUUUCGGGUGGUACUCAGCUUCGCUCUACAUCUCGCCCUACACGUCCUCGCACGGCCUGGGCUCCGGAUCAGCGACGGCGGUGCUGGCCACCUUCAACGCGUUGGCCACGGUGGGCUACCUGGCGACGGGCAGCGUCGUGGACCGCAUCGCCUACCCGCUCGUCAUCGCCGUCUCGAUGGCAGUGUGCGGGCUGGCCGCAGUGCUGGUGCUCGGAUUUGCCGAGUCCCUCGCCCUCAUCAUGGUGUUUGCCAUCAUCUUUGGCUUUGCCGGCGGCGGCUUCAGCUGCCACAUCACGCCCAUGUCGCGCUCCCUCUCGGAGCGGCGCAGCGUGCCCUUCACGCUGGCCUUUUUCACCAUCAUGGCCUUUCGCGCCGUCGCCGUCGUGGCGGGACCGCUGAUCGCCUCGGCGCUGUAUCCGGGCGACGACGCCUUUGUCGGGCAAGCGGGAAAACGGACGGGGUCAGUGGGAUACGGACGAGGCGGCUACGUUGGCAUGGUCGUCUUCAUCGGGAUAGCCUCGUUCCUCACGGCCGCGUCGGCACUGCUGCUCUUCUGGCAGGAGCGCAGGGACAGAAGGCAGGUGGCGCCCAUAAAGGGGACAGAGACGCCGAGCUCGACAUCCAGUUGUCGACGAUGA
This is a messenger RNA of Pseudozyma flocculosa PF-1, 1278 nucleotides long. RefSeq lists its product as uncharacterized. The transcript has 2 exons. Gene Ontology annotation, biological process: transmembrane transport. Gene Ontology annotation, cellular component: fungal-type vacuole membrane. Bases 1 to 1278 code for a protein of 425 amino acids. NCBI's taxonomy places the organism in Eukaryota, Fungi, Basidiomycota, Ustilaginomycetes, Ustilaginales, Ustilaginaceae. Gene Ontology annotation, molecular function: transmembrane transporter activity. The record is from RefSeq and is a predicted model, not a curated record.